AUGUCGUCAGUAGGACAGUUAGUGCCACAGGUGACGAAAGGCCCACCUAACAUGACAAUCAAAUUUACUGGUCCCCACAUUGAGGGAUCAUUCUGCACAUCGAUCGACUAUAAUUAUGAUCCCAUUAUCAGUGUUAUCAGUGCAAUGUAUAUUAUUUUUGGAAUUGUAUACACUCUGUUUGGUUAUAGGUGCUUUAAAGCAAGUAUGUUUUUAACGGGUUUUACAUUUGGCUCUGCCAUUGUAUACCUCAUAUGCUUACAAGAAUAUCUUAUGCCUCCGUAUGGGAAUGUUGGUGUAGCAUUAUGCGCAGGUUUACUCUUUGGACUCAUCACAAUGCUGAUUCAAUAUGUGGGCUUAUUUAUGACUGGAUUUCACACAGGACUUCUGUUAGCCAUAGCUGGUUUGGCGAUAUAUGAUCAUUUUCUAGAUAGCCGACCUGUAUCAUACUGGUUGUGUGUGGUAGCGUUACUUGGUUCGGGAAUUUUCUUCGCUGUCAUCAACUUGUAUUGGAAGAAAGUGUUGACGAUAUUUGGCACUAGCGUCUACGGCGGAGCAGUUAUAGCGACCACUCUUGAUUACUUCUUCGAGAGGAUGAUGAUGCUAAAAUGGUUAUGGGAACGCGCUAAGUUAGAGCCAGCCGUACCGCCGCCGUGUCAUCUGUCAUGGCUGACCCUUGCCGCAUGGCCAGCCGCCGCUAUUGUUGGUCUAACAGCACAGUUUGCUCUCACAGCUACUGGGAUUUAUCACGAACAAAGUAUAAAUGCACAAAAGCGUCGUUUGAAGUCACAGCCGGCGCGGCCGGUGACGCGAGAGCAACGUGCUGAAAUGAAACAGCGCAAGUAUCGUUACCUAUACCAAGUGCGAACCGCACACGGAGACGUCAUAUCGCAAUCUUACGUGCAGGCGCUUCAAAAGAAGGCGCAGUGUGGCAACUGGAGCGGUGUCGGCAGCGGCGGCGGCGAGUGCAGCACGCUGCAGAGCGACUCCACGCACCUCACUGUGCUCGCCGGCUCUGAACACGCGCCGCCCACUGACUCCGACGACGAGCUCAACCAGAUCCGAGCCGCCCAAUAG
Parnassius apollo (apollo) is the source of this 1074-nucleotide messenger RNA. The record is from the annotation of a GenBank genome assembly. NCBI's taxonomy places the organism in Eukaryota, Metazoa, Arthropoda, Insecta, Lepidoptera, Papilionidae.